Molecule: messenger RNA, 1171 nt
Organism: Chilo suppressalis (striped riceborer)
Lineage: Eukaryota; Metazoa; Arthropoda; Insecta; Lepidoptera; Crambidae
Source: the annotation of a GenBank genome assembly
GUGAAACAACUGUAGCAUCACAAAAAUUGCCAAGAAAAUAAUCUAAUGAAAAACGAAAACAACCAAGAAGAUCCACAGAAGAAAAAUUUCACCAACCCAAGUGCAAGAAUGCCCAACAUCAAAGUGUUCACUGGGAGCUCUCACCCUGAUGUCGCAAAAAAAAUUGUUGCAAGACUGGGAAUCGAUCUAGGGAGGGCUACAACUAAGACUUUUAGCAAUAAAGAAACUAACGUGGUAAUUGGUGAGUCUGUUCGAGGUGAAGAUGUUUACAUCGUCCAAAGCGGAUGCGGAGACAUCAACGACAACUUAAUGGAAUUGUUUAUUAUGAUUAACGCUUGUAAGAUUGCCUCGGCAUCUCGAGUUACUGCUGUUAUACCCUGCUUCCCUUACUCCAGGCAAGAUAAGAAAGAGAAAAGCCGAGCGCCUAUCACAGCAAAAUUACUAGCUAAUCUCAUAUCAGUGGCUGGUGCCGACCAUGUCAUAACGAUAGACCUGCACGCGUCCCAAAUUCAAGGAUUCUUCAAUAUACCCGUAGACAACCUCUACGCCGAACCAGCUAUCACGAAGUGGAUUAAAGAGAAUAUUCCUGAAUGGAAGAGCGGUGUUAUGGUAUCACCUGAUGCAGGGGGCGCUAAAAGAAUGACUGCGAUUGCUGAUCGGCUUGAUAUUGAUUUUGCCAUCAUCCACAAGGAAAGACAAAGAGCUAACCAAGGUGACUCAACUGUACUCGUCGGUGAUGUGAAAAAUAGAAUAGCUAUAAUGGUUGACGAUCUGGCUGACACUUGUGACACUAUAGUCAAAGGUGCAGAGAAAUUACACGAAUCCGGUGCUAGUAAAGUAUACGCGAUCCUCACACAUGGAGUUUUUGCUGGUAAUGCUAUUGAUAAGAUUAAUAACUCAUGUCUGGAAGCUAUAGUGGUUACAAAUACGAUACCCCAGGAGAAGCACGUGAAAAUGUGUCCGAAGUUACAGACUAUUGAUAUUUCCGUAAUGCUGGCAGAAGCUAUAAGGCGUACACAUUACGCUGAAUCAGUAUCAUAUUUAUUUACUAAUGUGCCUUACUAAAAACCUAAUCGCAUUCACUUUGAAAUCUGGCAGUUAUAACAUGAACCCUUGAAUUAUAUACAUGCUACUUAGUUUUAUUCCUUAAUCAAUAAAUAUAGUAAUCUUA